Austrofundulus limnaeus is the source of this 622-nucleotide messenger RNA. Its product is annotated as stonustoxin subunit beta. Gene Ontology annotation, molecular function: protein binding. Lineage: Eukaryota; Metazoa; Chordata; Actinopteri; Cyprinodontiformes; Rivulidae. The record is from RefSeq and is a predicted model, not a curated record.
UUUUCUUUCAGCUCACUUUGGAUCAGAACACAGCAAACAGAAACCUCCUUCUGUCAGAGGACAAGAAACAAGUGGUGGUGGUGAAAGAGAAGCAGCCAUAUCCUGAUCAUCCACAGAGGUUUGACAGCUGGAAGCAGAUACUGUGCAGCGAGAGUUUCACUGGUCGCUGCUACUUUGAGGUUCGAUGGAAAGGAACCGUUAGAAUAGGAGUGACUUAUAAAAGAAUCCAAAGGAAGGGAGACAGUGAGGAGUGCUGCAUUGGGUGGAACGAUCACUCUUGGAGUGUUCUCUGCUCAUCUCAGUGUUUCUCCGUAUGGCACAAUAACACCGAGUCAAACAUGAAAACAGUCUCUGCCCCUGACUCUGACAGAAUAGCGGUGUUUCUGGACUGGUCUGCUGGUACUGUGUCCUUCUACGCUCUCCCAGGUGUGGUUUCUUCAAUAAAAAAGGUCCAUUUACACACUUUUCACGCCACAUUCACUGAACCUCUCUACCCUGCAUUUUCAUUUGGAACAAACUUUGAGUUUGAGAAAGACUCUACAUUGUUGUCUUCCUCUGUGCUUCUGUUACAUGUUGAUUGAUCAAAGUUCAUCAUUACUAGAAGAGUGAUAUCCAGCAAUGC